This is a messenger RNA of Trichophyton benhamiae CBS 112371, 2280 nucleotides long. RefSeq lists its product as uncharacterized. The record is from RefSeq and is a predicted model, not a curated record. Lineage: Eukaryota; Fungi; Ascomycota; Eurotiomycetes; Onygenales; Arthrodermataceae. The transcript is spliced from 4 exons. Gene Ontology annotation, molecular function: protein binding. Bases 1 to 2280 code for a protein of 759 amino acids.
AUGCCCGAAGUCCCUGAGAACAUGCAAGAUAAUCUCGCGCACUUCGAGCUCGACGCCUCGUCCUCCUCCUCCAACUUGCGCCCUCACCAGCACCAGCAGCAGCAGCAUUAUCCAAGUCGUGGCUCCUCGAUGCAUAACCAAGGAGCGCCGGGCUUCUCUGCGCCGGGCUCUCCGUCCUAUCCCCCGCAGCAGCAGCAGCAGCAGCAGUACGGCGGCGGUAGUGGCGGCGGCUACGAUGCUCCAAACUUCUCCCCUUUUCCGCCACUCGUGAACCCGCCGCCAAAUGUGCCUCCAACGGACGAGGAGCGCGAGGCCAACCUCGAACAGGGCCGUAUGGCAGUCCUCGGCUCCAACGAUGCGGAAAUGCAGCUUGCCUGGGCGCAGGAUGCCCUCUCCUAUGUCGAGGUAGCCAUGCAGAACGAACUGCGCAACCAGGUAGCCUACCCGCCGCGGCCGCAGACACCGCAGAUCGAACACCAGCUCAAGACAGAUGCCAUUAAUAUCGUUUCUUUCCUGGCCGAACAGCUGCAUCCGCGGGCCAUGUUCAUUCAGGGCAUGUGGCUCGAGUUCGGCAAGUUUGGCUUCCGUGUCGACAAGAAGGAGGCUUUCCGGUGCUACUCCCGCGCCGCCGAGGGCGGCUAUGCACGCGCUGAGUACCGCAUGGGAAUGCAGUUUGAAAGUUCAAACGAGCCUCUCAAGGCUAUCAAACACUACGAGAAUGGUGUCAGGCUGGGUGACUCUGCUUCAUACUACCGUCUUGGUAUGAUGAUAUUGCUAGGACAGCAUGGUCAACGACAAGACUACGUAGUCGGACUCGACCAUAUACGCUAUGCUGCACAAACCUGCGACGAGAACGCUCCUCAGGGCGCCUACGUCUAUGGAAUGCUGCUAGCUCGAGAACUGCCUCAGGUCACUAUUCCUGAUGAGUAUCUCGCUCAUGACCUUGUCAAUGCCCGUAUCAACAUUGAAAAGGCUGCCUAUCACGGCUUUGCCAAGGCACAAGUCAAGAUGGGCUCUGCGUACGAACUUUGCCAGCUAGAUUGUGACUUCAAUCCGGCCCUGUCGAUUCAUUAUAAUGCCCUUGCUGCUCGACAGGGUGAGCCCGAUGCUGAGAUGGCUAUCAGCAAAUGGUUCCUGUGCGGUCACGAAGGCGUCUUCGAGAAGAAUGACGAACUCGCCUUUACCUAUGCCAAGAGAGCAGCUCAGUCGGGCCUGUCAACUGCCGAGUUUGCACUAGGCUACUUCUACGAGAUUGGUAUCUACGUUCCUGUAGAUAUCAAGGAAGCCCGAAGCUGGUACGCCAAGGCAGCUGCCAACGGAAACAAGGACGCUUCAGGACGAAUUGAAAGCAUCUCACGCUCCAAAACACUCUCUCGCAAGGAUCACGAAAAGGUGGCCAUUCAGCGCAUCAAAACACAGCGCACUCAGCAGCGCUUCUCCCAACAGUCUAAUCAUCUCCAGCAAGGCCAGCCUGUCCAAGACACUCUUGAGAUGCCCGAUCCAUCUCGCAUGAGCCUCAAUGACCCUUCCCGUCCCAUGUCAGCGGCUCCAUACCCUGACGGACCCCCCUCAGGACGCUAUGGACCAGGUCGGCCAGGUCCAGGACCAAACUCACACUCUUACGGUCCAGGGCCGGGCGAUCACCGCAGCUCUUCCGCUUUCGGUAUCAAUCCCAAUCUCCGCGCACACUCAGUUGGGCCACCAAUGGGACCACACGGAUAUCCACCGCAUGGUCGUCCACCAAUGGGUCCCGGUCCCGGCCCAGGAGGCCCCGGAGGUCCUGGUAUGGGACCAGGUCCACCAAAGCUGGAUAUCGGCUUCUCUGCUCCUCCAGACCCGUCCGGUGCAGAUAGAAGGAGGAAGCCGCAGCGUCCUCCUGGUGCACCGGGACCGGGACCAGGACCAGGACCCGGCCCUGGUGGAAACCGUAUGCCUUCCGCUCCUCCAUCAGGAAGGCCACACGGCGGACCACCUGGUGGCCGACCCGGUACCGCAGCUGGCCCGGGUCCAGGGCCAGGACCAGGGCCAGGACCUGCUCCGCAACCACCAAAGCAAUCUGCCACUGCACCUCCCGCUCCCGGUAAAGGCAAGGGCCCAAAGACGUUCGAGGAGAUGGGUGUGCCGCAGGGCAAGUCGGAGAGCGAUUGCGGCAAACGGGGAACAAAAAAAAGGGGUGGGGAGAAUGGUGUUCUCUAUUUCAUCUACUGCAUGUCGUUGCAAAAGUCGAUUUGCCACGUUGUUUCUUCUUCCUCUUCUAUCUUGGUAAAACUUAUUGAUUAA